AAUAGACACACAAAGGGAAAGAAAAAGGGAGGGAAUUAGACUGGAGAAAGUUUCUGUUUGGAUCCCCACUUCUCCUUUCCCCUGGAUACCCUUUGUUACAGUUCAUCCGGGGAAGUGGAGAAUGCAAUUCAUGGAUCUUUUUUCUCAUCUCUAACCCAUUGAAGGGGGAGGACUGCACUUGUUGCAGUUGUAAGGUGCUUCGUUGUUCAUAAAUGUCAUGCUAAGAUAUUUAGAGACUGAAUUUCUAUAAUGGGUGCUUGUGUAUCAUCUCCAUAUUUAGCAACUAAACCAUCAAAAAGUAGUAGAGUAAGGAGGUACUACGGACGCUCCAAAAAGAGACACGUGAAAUCAGCUUCAGAGAAGGGAGGUCACAUGGCCACAGAUUUCGCCGUUAGUGAGUUUGUCCACACAACUACCAAAUGCAGUAGAUCAUCAGUCUCUAAUUCUACUUUCCAUCUCACUCAGCUUCAAUUUCACCACAGUCAAAUUGAUGUCAAUGCAAUGUACCAGGAAGAAUGGUUUGACACAGUCAGCUUACUGGAAUCCGUCUCUGAUGAUGACUUUAGUAGUGUACAUGGAGAUUAUGUCCCAUAUGCAAAUGGGCAAGUUCUUCACUGUGAAGUAGAUAGCAAGAGUAAUCUUAAAGACUUGUUCUCAAGCAAAGAUGGAGUAAUGCUAAUAGAUACCCAAAGAAAAGAGCAUUCUGGCUUAGUGAACAGUGAAGAUUCUGGUUCCGUGAAGACACUAAAACUAGACCGGGCCUACUUAAGUUUUAACGGUAUCAAAGUUGAUACUAGUGAGCCUGAUGAUAAGACGUCCGAGACCAUAUUGAAGUCUGUCUUGCCGGCAUUGGUUCCCACCUUAAGUGUCAACAACAAGAUGCACAACGCAGAAACCCAAUCUCAAAGAAAGUCAGCAACUAUUAUCAGGCUCUCCAUCACUCAAAAGUCUAUUGAGGAAGAAACAAAUGAAUUUUGUGCAUCAGCAACAAAGUAUCUUUAUCGCCCUAGGGCCGGCUUAUUGAUUCCUUGUACAACUGACGAAAAGCCAACUCCUGGAAGUUGGUCCGAGAUUCUGCCAUCCACGUUUAAGCUCCGUGGACCUAGCUUUUUCAAAGACAAGAAGAAGAAUCCUGCACCAGAUGUCACUCCUUUCAUUCCAAUCGGCGUGGAUCUUUUUGCAUGCCAGAAAAAGAUUAACCACAUUGCUCAGCACUUGGAACUGCCUUCUAUAAAAUCGGAAGGGAGAGUGCCCCCACUGCUAAUUGUUAACAUUCAGCUUCCCACAUAUGCACCUUCUAUGUUUCUUGGCGAAGGGGACGGGGAGGGCUUGAGCCUCGUGCUAUAUUUUAAGCUCUCGGAGACUUUUGAGAACGACAUAUCUCCCCAUUUCCAAGAAAUGAUCAAGAGAUUUAUCGAGGACGAAAAGGAGGUUGUUAAAGGCUACAGAAAAGAAUCAACUAUUCCUUUCAGAGAAAGACUGAAAAUCAUGGUUGGAGUGGUUAAUCCUGAUGAUCUCGUCUCAAAUAAUACGGAGAGAAAGCUUCUUAAUGCGUACAAUGAAAAGCCUGUUCUUUCUCGCCCUCAGCACAGCUUCUAUGAGGGUCCCAACUACUUUGAGGUUGAUCUUGACAUUCAUCACUUCAGCUUCAUAGCAAGGAAGGGACUUGAUGCAUUCCGUGAGCGGUUAGGCAAUGGAAUAUUGGAUCUUGGAUUGACAAUUCAGGCUCAGAAGCCAGAAGAGCUUCCGGAGCAGGUCCUAGGCUGUGUGAGGUUGAACAAGAUUAGUUUCGUCAACAAUGGGCAAAUUCCAACAAUCGUGAGGCUAGACGAUGUCUGAGUCAAGCGUAGAUUUUUCGGAAAAUGCAACAAAAAAAUGGUUUAAUUUGUGAUGUGGUAUAAGUGUUGGAGGUCCAGCAAUCCCAUGACCAAGUUUGAUGAUGUAAAUUAUGUACUAAUUGCAUUACCCAAAAUUAUGUUUCA
Molecule: messenger RNA, 1982 nt
Organism: Salvia hispanica
Lineage: Eukaryota; Viridiplantae; Streptophyta; Magnoliopsida; Lamiales; Lamiaceae
Source: RefSeq, a predicted model, not a curated record